UCACGAUACCACUAGUCAUCUGAAGUUUGCAGUGUACUUAAGUACCUCGUUUCUGUUGUUCGUGGUCGGCGGAGACCUCGGAAGCACGAUGUGCUCCUGCAGUGUUUUUCUGUUUUUUGUUGGUGUAGUGAUGUGCGCUCUAGUGCUAGACGUUUCGUCCUCUCAACCGAUGAAAGAAGUGCAGUUUCUAUCCGUUCAGUAUUUCAAGGACAAGGAGGCUUCCCAGGACGUUACGCCGAUACCGAAGCUAGUAACGAACUCUUCCGUUGAGCCUAACCAGGUGGCAGAUGAUCAAGAUUCGACGGAUGAUCAUCAGAUGGACGGUAUAAAGUUGAAGGACAUUGCAUCUAGGUUACCAAGGCUCAGGAGAUCUCUGAAUGCCUCAGACCUGCAGCUUCGUCGUAAGGCAUCCUGUAGGGAGUGGGGGCAACCGCAAAUCCUGCCUACGCCCUGUUGAUACUCAAGGUUACCAAAUUGGAUCCUCCACUCUACUCUCUCAGUAGUCGCUGGAGUUGAGAAAAAAAGGUUAAACCGGAGUUACCACCCAAGCUAGAUGCGUGGUUAAGAGUAUUAUCUGCUGAGGCAUUCCUUGAGCUUGAAAUAAUGUUGUUUAGGUUUAAUUAUUUAUUUUGUACAUUUUCUAAAUAAAUUAUUUAUAAUUUUUGUACUA
This is a messenger RNA of Homalodisca vitripennis (glassy-winged sharpshooter), 670 nucleotides long. RefSeq lists its product as uncharacterized. Lineage: Eukaryota; Metazoa; Arthropoda; Insecta; Hemiptera; Cicadellidae. The transcript has 2 exons. The record is from RefSeq and is a predicted model, not a curated record. The coding region runs from base 89 to 457 and encodes 122 amino acids.